GAGCAUGUCUUUGUUAUUUUAAAACAAAGCCAGUAUAUAUAUAAGGACAUACUCUCCUACACCAUGGGCUCAUUACUCUCACUUCCCGUAGUGGGCCACCUCCUACUGCCCACACGUGGCACCUACUCGACCUCUCUCAACCUCCUAUUCCUCUACAUGACCUGGUCAACCCUCGUCCUCACGCAAUCACAGCUCCGCAUCGAGGUUAUCGGGACCCUCGCCGUGCGCGCCCUCUUCUUCCUACUCCCUGCAGCCUUCUUCCUCCUCUUCGACACUAUCAUACCAAGCUUGGUAGUGGGUCUCAAGAUCCAGGGCGCCCCAGCACUACCAACUAGAACCGGCGGCGUGCAAGGCGCGAAAAAGAGCAAGGGAACGCCGCCAUGGUGGCAUGUUAUUGGGGUCAGCUUGUCCAACAUACUUCUGUCUGUCGGGAUACAGGUUGCCGUCGAGCUCUUCUUCACUGAGGUACUCCACAUGCGCAGUGCCAUGAAGAUUACCACCACACUCCCAAUGCCGUGGUCGAUAGCAAAGGACGUCCUCCGAGGUCUUGUCAUACGAGAAGUCCUCCAAUACUACAUCCACCGCUUCCUCCACCGCCCCGCGCACCCCAACGCCCUCUCGACCCUCCACAAGAAAUGGAACCACUCCAUCACAGCCCCUUACUCCUUCACCGCCUACUACGACCACCCCCUCCCCUACCUCCUCCUCCACUUCCUCCCCCUCUACGUCCCCACCCUCCUCUUCCGCACCCACAUCCUCACGCACCUCCUCAUCCUCUCCCUCACCACCCUGGAAGAAACCCUCGUCGCCUCCGGCUACGCCACGCCCCCCGGUAUAAUGCUCGGCGGCAUCGCGAGGCGCCAGGAUAGGCAUAUGCAGAACCGCGGACGGGGGAAUUUUGCGCCGUGGGGGUUCAUGGAUUGGUUGCAUGGGACGAGUGUGGGGGGGAAUGUGAUGGAGGAUGUUAGGGAUGAGGCGGAGGAACAUCACGUUAAGGAGAGGGUGGGGGGGGUGUUGGAUGAUGCGGUGGAGCGGGGAGGAGAGGGGGUGAGGGCGUUGAGGGCGAGGAAGAAGAAGCAGCAUGCUUAG
Molecule: messenger RNA, 1089 nt
Organism: Pseudogymnoascus destructans
Lineage: Eukaryota; Fungi; Ascomycota; Leotiomycetes; Thelebolales; Thelebolaceae
Exons: 3
Coding region: 64-1089 (341 amino acids)
Biological process (GO): ergosterol biosynthetic process
Molecular function (GO): C-4 methylsterol oxidase activity; iron ion binding
Source: RefSeq, a predicted model, not a curated record